Molecule: messenger RNA, 945 nt
Organism: Zychaea mexicana
Lineage: Eukaryota; Fungi; Mucoromycota; Mucoromycetes; Mucorales; Lichtheimiaceae
Exons: 1
Coding region: 1-945 (314 amino acids)
Source: RefSeq, a predicted model, not a curated record
AUGAAUAAGCAGAGAGCAACAGAAGGCGAGGACCCCGUUAAGUUCGCUUUGUUGAGAUUAGAGUCAGUGAAAAUUGGCUGGUUUGAUAAUCAAAAGGAAAUUCAGAUCUUACCUCGGCUUGACACUCCGAUUCGGUUGAUGAAGACUGACCUUCCAAGGAUUGUUGAACUAGCUGGCGAAGCACGCAAAGUUGCGUUUUUACUACCAUUUGCAUUAGAAUACGUAUUCAGAACAAUGGGCCACCAUUACUUGACAACUGAAAGGGACCAAUUUAUUUCCAAGUACGAGAGAACCUUUAAUGCAUGCAUAGAGCCAAACAUUGAGGACUUCCUUAAACCUGAAAACCUGUACCAUACAGCACUACAUUGGAUAUCACCAGGACGGACAUGGCGAGUAUUACAAGCACUAUUAGAAAGUGAGAGACUUCCUGAUGCCUUCAAAAUUCGUGCUGAAUCUGCUCCGUCUGGUACUGCUAUCAUUGCAACAACUGUAGCUUGUAUGAAUGCCAUGGACUCAAAGGGCAUCACAAAGGCAGUGGAGAUGGCUUCAAACACGGACUACAAGGACAUUAAGGCGUACGCAAGGAAAUUAAAGGAAAACCCCGGUAAGUAUCACAAGGCAUAUUUUGCAUAUGGUAUGGCUGCGUUGGACCCUCAUGAGAAACUGGAACUUGAAACAAUGAAGGACAAGGCCAUUAUGUUUGCACCAAUUGCACAGGCAUUCAUUGACGUAUACAUGAGGACAGCAGAUAUGAAUAGGGCAAUGGCUCUCAAGAAGCAUGCAAUGCAAAAUCCUAUGCAGUUCAAUGAUUCCAAGGUAUUAUUCAAAGCGUGGAAACGCAUUGGUGUACAAUCCAUUUCCCAAGCAUUUGCAGGUAGUAUUGACGAAACUACAAUCAUCACAGCUGAAGAUAAGGCUGACAAUGAUAACAACAAUGUUGCUUAA